This is a messenger RNA of Xyrauchen texanus (razorback sucker), 2960 nucleotides long. Its product is annotated as nicotinamide/nicotinic acid mononucleotide adenylyltransferase 3-like. NCBI's taxonomy places the organism in Eukaryota, Metazoa, Chordata, Actinopteri, Cypriniformes, Catostomidae. Gene Ontology annotation, biological process: NAD+ biosynthetic process. Gene Ontology annotation, molecular function: nicotinate-nucleotide adenylyltransferase activity; nicotinamide-nucleotide adenylyltransferase activity. Bases 106 to 879 code for a protein of 257 amino acids. The transcript is spliced from 5 exons. Gene Ontology annotation, cellular component: mitochondrion. The record is from RefSeq and is a predicted model, not a curated record.
GUAACACAAGGCUAGCGAUGUAGCAUGUAGCAUAUUCACAAACUUGGAGAAGAUAUUUGACUUUGGAUAAGUUUUGUCCAGAAGACUAUGGUGUGAUGCACUGAAAUGGCUUGUCGUAUUCUUCUGGUAUUGCUGGCCUGUGGCUCUUUCAACCCCAUUACCCAUCAGCACAUGAGGCUGUUUGAGCUGGCCAGGGACCACUUGCACCAGACGGGUCUGUAUCGUGUUGUGGGUGGCAUUGUGUCUCCUGUCAGUGAUGGUUAUGGUAAACAGGGUCUUGUUGUGUCAAAACACCGACUCGCUAUGGCAAGACUGGCCCUGCAGAGCUCUGACUGGGUUACUGUCGAUGACUGGGAGAGCCAGCAGUAUGAUUGGACAGAGACUGUGGUGACCAUGAGGUACCACUACAGCCGAAUAGACGCUCAGUAUCAGCAGAGAAUAGGAGAGCGCAAGGACCGGCCCACAAACAUGCAGCCAGAAUUGAGUGGUCCACAGCUGAAGCUGCUUUGUGGAGCUGAUUUCAUGGACACAUUUAAGGUGCCUGAGCUCUGGAGGGAGGAUCAUAUAGAAGAAGUGGUGGGCCGCUUCGGACUAGUCUGUGUGAGCCGCAGUAGCCUGCAGCCAGACCAGGCGAUACAUGAGUCUGACAUGCUGGCCAGGCACAGACAGAACAUUUUCCUAGUUCGGGAAUGGGUCCAUAAUGAGAUCAGUGCUACAGAGGUCCGAAGAGCCUUACGACGGGGCCGCAGCGUUAAAUACCUCUUACCAGACUUGGUUAUUGAUUACAUAAAUGAGCACAACCUGUACACGCAGGACCACGAGAUGAAGAACAAAGACGUUAAACUCCAACCUUUUACCAAGCAAACAAUACAAGACUGACUCAUAGGGACUCCAGUGUGAUAUCGUAGCUUGCAAUUACAUGUUUUGCACUGCCAUAUGUGUGUGGUCCAUAUAAAAGUUAUUGUGACGCUUAUUUUAAGCCACACUUAAUGGUUGAAUGUCUUUCAAUUUCAGUAUAUUACAAAAUAUCAAACCAAGUGGCAUUUAUUUAAGAAAAUAUACACUAUAGCACAAACACACUUCAAGUUCUAGUGGUAAAAAUUAAGCCAACACAUUUGGACACUUGUUGUCAAAUGUUAGUAGAACAUGUCCAAACUACACCGGUGUUUACUCUCUGUAUAUUUAAAAGAUUGAAAUUUCCUCUCUUCCUUUUUUAAGACAUGAAAGCAGGAAGCUCUAGAGACAUUGCAUAUUUUGCAGUUUUAUCCAUAACCAAUGUUACCUGUCUGCCACGGUAUAGUGUGUGGAGAGGGAUUUAAGAAUGUAUCCUAUCUCUGCAGCAGUUAGAUUUGUCAGAUCACUACAGAGCUGUAUGUAUAUGUUCUGCAGGUCAGGGAUUUGUUGACUUUUGCUGAAUGUCACAAGGAAGAUAAAUAACAGAGCCUUUACACUUUGGAGAGCAAACAUUCCUUCUUGAAUUUCCAUUUGCACAGUAGGCGUCAGUCAGAUCUCACAAGAUGUUUCAUCAAGCAUUGUCGAAAGAAAAAAGUAUCGGAUGAAAUAAAAUGAAAGAAUGCAGUUUGGGAUGUUUGAGGUGAUGUCUAAUUCUGAAACUAAUAGUUUAAAUCUAAAAGUCUUUUUCAUUGUGUUACUAACAGCAAAGUUUUGGCUCAAACAUGCUAGUUGCUUAAAGAGUGUUUUUGAAAAGUGCUUGCCUACAGCUUUGUGUGGGUUUCAAUAAAGAAGCUUGAGAAAUUGGCUGAUUGAGAUUAAUUCAACACAGUCUCUCUUUUCUAGAUUGCACAGAAUGGCCAUGUGUUCCAACACAAAGCAAAAUACACUUUAACUGACAGAGUGACAAGUCAAUUAGACCAUAUAUCAAUAGCAAUACUUACUUUCCAGAAAACAUCUUUUAUUUGAAGAAGAAAUAGUUCUACAUCACUAAAAUGCAUUUGAAAAGUUGGCAUCCACUUGUUUUUGCUGUUUUGCUUUUCAUCUGAAAUUCCUUAAUUAAGGUGUCUUUGAUCAUGUGAACUAAUUAUUUUCACUAACCCUAGUUUAGUAAUUCAUCUCAACCUUGCCAAGAACUCCUUGUGAUCCGAGCCAACCCGUCUAUUGACCACAACCUCGCUAUUCAUCUUGGUUUAACCACACUAAAGCCAACCAGGACAGCCUGGAACUUUUGGGAGUGGUGGUUGAUAACCAGCUUAACUUCACCCACAUCUCAUCAACCUCCCAGUCUUGCAGGUUUGCACUGUAGAACAUGUCUGAAUAUGCUGUGUAGCUCCUGGUCCAACCUCUGGUCAUUUCAAGAUUGGCUUACUGUAACGCGCUGUUGGCCAGCCUCCCAGCUAGUGCGAUUAAGCUGCUGCAGAUGGUCCAGAACACAGUAGCAUGUCUGGACAGUAGCAUGAUCACUCCUAUCUUGUUUUAACUCCACUGGUUACCUGUAGCUGCCUGCAUCAAGGCUUUGACACUGGCCUUCAGGACAACAAUGAAACAGCACCCUCUUACUUCAAGGGUGGUCAAGAGUUUUUGACAUAAUUGUAUGAUGUAAUCUUAUCCAAGUUUGUGAUGAUGGAUUCAAACUCUGGACGUGGAGAUGCAGCUUCUACAACAGUAUCUAAGAGAAGAAAAAAAUAAACCCAAAGGCAAUCAGAUUAUGAUGACCCUAUUCAAAUGAGGGUUUCUUUUAGAUGAAAGCAUUAGUUUGUGGGAGAACAGCAAUAUCAAGUCUUCUUUACUCAAGCCUAUCAGUGGAGUCCAUUAAUGCACCUCACAAUGCCGGCUGAUUAUAACGGCUACUGGAAAUGAUCUCCAAUGACAACUUUGAAGAGUAUCCCAAAGCUCUCUGAGUUUUUAGACAGCUCAGUAAAAGCAAUGAUAUGUUCUUAAUUAGAGAUUAAAAUGUGUGCAAGUUAGUUUAGCAAGACAUGAUGUAAUUGUCUUAAAAAGGCCAA